UGGCUAUAAAAUACUGUGCGAUAGUGUUGUAUUCGUUUUGAGCCGGUUCUUUGCCUGAAACAAAAAGAAAUCGGUUGAAUUUGAACGUUUCCAAACUUUUCUAUCUUUAAUCGAAUAAUCUUUUGAUAGAUUAGGUGUUUUGACACCUCAAAAUGCCAAAGAAUCCCGAUGCGGAGAAAAAUAAUCCCUGCCUGUUGGAACAGGAUUUGGUUAACAAAUGUCUCAAUAAAAACAACUACGAAAGCAGUAUGUGCGAGCUGUAUUUCUCCAACUAUAAAAGUUGUAAAGAUUUUUGGUACAAAGUUCGAAGAGAUCGGCGAGCACAAGGAAAACAACCCUAUCUGCCCGAUGUAGAAGACCGAGCCCGGAUCAAGGCAGAGUACAUGAAGACUAAGCCCAGUAGUAACUAACGAUAGUUGCAUAGAUUAGCUGUAAUGUGUUGAGAUACAAAACGAUAUUGCAUUAGUGUUGUGGUGCAAUAAAUCAUUUACAUUUGUGAUUAUUA
This is a messenger RNA of Malaya genurostris, 505 nucleotides long. RefSeq names its product coiled-coil-helix-coiled-coil-helix domain-containing protein 7. The transcript has 2 exons. Lineage: Eukaryota; Metazoa; Arthropoda; Insecta; Diptera; Culicidae. The record is from RefSeq and is a predicted model, not a curated record. Bases 153 to 410 code for a protein of 85 amino acids.